Molecule: messenger RNA, 2095 nt
Organism: Phyllostomus hastatus (greater spear-nosed bat)
Lineage: Eukaryota; Metazoa; Chordata; Mammalia; Chiroptera; Phyllostomidae
Gene: ACKR4
Product: atypical chemokine receptor 4
Exons: 3
Coding region: 399-1637 (412 amino acids)
Biological process (GO): G protein-coupled receptor signaling pathway; chemotaxis; immune response
Cellular component (GO): membrane
Molecular function (GO): chemokine receptor activity; chemokine binding; scavenger receptor activity
Source: RefSeq, a predicted model, not a curated record
CCUGAAGGAAAAGGUUACAAGAAGGCAAGGGGGUUUAAAGUCACGGGGAAAGGCAUCCUCUGAGGUUGAGGAUAGGCGAGUACAGUGAAGCAAAAUGGAGUCUAAUAGCUUAAGUGAAAUAUUAAUGUGGCAUACAAAAUUAAAUUCUAGAUAUGCCUAGUGAUUGCUUAGAAUUUAGUCUUUGAUAAUUUAGUUUUCAAAAAGACAGCUUUCUGGAUGAAAAAACCAUUUUGUUUUCUUUCCUAGGCAGUCCAACUUAAGAGAGACUUGGCUGCAACCUGCGAGUGCUUGUCAGCUGCCUUGCCACUCUUGAGUGAAUUCUUUCAGCUUGCUGGUCAGUUCCUAAACCACAGGGUUGUAUCCUAGGACACUUAAGAACUUGGAUUUGAUUUCACAGGAUGGUUAUACAAAAGUACAGAUCAAGCACCCACAAGGUUAAAUUGCAGGAAAGCCCUCUUGGAUGCAAGACAAAGGCGGGGUAUAAAACGAAAACAAAAGUAACCGGAGUUAAGAAGAGGUCUUUGGAUUUCAUUCACACCACACUCAAGACUGCUCCUCUCUGCUCACUGAAACAGAUUGCAGCCAUGGCUUUGGAACACAACCAAUCAAUGGAUUACUACUACGAGGAAAAUGAAAUAAACGGCACUCACGACUACAGUCAGUAUGAAGUGGUCUGUGUAAAAGAAGAGGUCAGGAAAUUUGCCAAAGUUUUCCUGCCUGCCUUCUACACAAUAGCUUUCAUCAUUGGACUUGCCGGAAACUCCAUAGUAGUGGCAAUUUAUGCCUAUUACAAGAAGCAGAGAACCAAAACAGAUGUGUACAUCCUGAAUUUGGCAGUGGCAGAUUUACUACUCCUAUUCACUCUGCCCUUUUGGGCAGUUAAUGCAGUUCAUGGGUGGGUUUUAGGGAAAAUCAUGUGCAAGGUCACUUCAGCCUUGUACACAGUCAACUUUGUCUCUGGAAUGCAGUUUUUGGCUUGUAUCAGCAUAGACAGAUACUGGGCAGUUACUAAAGCACCGAGCCAUUCAGGGGUGGGAAAACCAUGCCGGCUCAUCUGCUUCUGUGUCUGGAUGUUUGCCAUCUUGCUAAGUAUACCUCAGCUGGUUUUUUAUACAGUAAAUCACAACGCUAGGUGCAUUCCCAUCUUUCCAUACCACCUGCAAACAUCACUGAAGGCAUCAAUUCAAAUGCUGGAAAUCUGCAUCGGAUUUGUUAUUCCCUUUCUCAUUAUGGGCGUGUGCUACUUUAUCACGGCAAGGACCCUCAUCAAGAUGCCAAACAUUAAAAAAUCUGGACCCCUCAAAGUUCUGUUCACAGUGGUUAUAGUUUUCAUUGUCACUCAGUUGCCUUACAACAUUGUCAAGUUCUGCCAAGCCAUAGACAUCAUCUACUCCCUGAUCACCGACUGCGAAAUGAGCAAACGCAUGGAUGUUGCCAUCCAGAUCACAGAGAGCAUUGCACUCUUUCACAGCUGCCUCAACCCAGUCCUGUAUGUUUUUAUGGGGUCCUCUUUUAAAAACUACAUUAUGAAAGUUGCUAAGAAAUAUGGGUCCUGGAGAAGAAGACAAAGACAAAAUGCAGAGAUUCCUUUGGAUUCUGAAGUCCUUACAGAGCCAACCAGUACAUUUAGCAUUUAAAUGUAAAACUGCCUUCUGUCUUGCUUCGAUACACAUGAAUGAUGCUUCGCCCUCAGAUAAAACAUCUGCAUUAUUCUGAACUUCAAACCUCAGACACGUGGUCAAAACUUACAACAAAGAAGAGUUAGGGUGAGGAACAGGGGAGGGUAGAAGCCAAGAAGAGGAAACAAAAUAAUGCAUAAAACAUGCAAAUUAAAAUAAACAAUAUUGGAAAAUAGUAGUAACAAGCAUAAGUAAUAAGACCAUCAUGCUAUAAGUAGGCCAUCUAACAUCAAUAAAGAGGCUUAUAUUAAGGGGCAUUUAUUAUUAUUUUACAUUACAUAAAAAUGAUUUUCCUGUAUAAUUUUAAUACUUGAAUAACUAUACAGCAAAAUUUAAUCUACCCUUCUUGUUUCUUAAUUUGUGAGUUCAUAAAACUCCCAAAAUAACAAUCAACAAUAAAAAAGUACAUAAAAAGC